This is a messenger RNA of Linum trigynum, 267 nucleotides long. NCBI's taxonomy places the organism in Eukaryota, Viridiplantae, Streptophyta, Magnoliopsida, Malpighiales, Linaceae. The record is from the annotation of a GenBank genome assembly.
AUGUGGUUCGGCGAGAGCGAGGCGAAUGUUAGGGAUUUGUUCGACAAGGCGCGGCAGAGCGCGCCGUGCGUGCUGUACUUUGACGAAUUGGAUUCCAUCGCGGUUCAGCGAGGCGGGAGUCAGGGGGACGCCGGCGGGGCAGGGGAUAGGGUUUUGAACCAGCUGCUGACUGAGAUGGACGGGAUGUCGGCGAAGAAGACUGUGUUUGUGAUCGGGGGGACGCGACGACGGUGGCGGCGACCUUUCCUCACUUCGUCUCUAUCGUGA